AUGUCUAGCAUGCCGACAGAUUCGGAGCUGGAGGUUGCAGUGAGAGAGAUUCUCCGCGUCGCGAACGUAGAACAGAUGUCGCUCAAAAUCAUCCGGAAGAAGCUUGAAACCCAUUUUUCGGUGGACCUCUCCGAGAAAAAGGCCUUCUUGAAGGACACGGUGACGGUGACCAAGGCGGUGUGGGCGUACAUCCGCGCGGAGUCCCUCCAGGACCCCAAAGACAGGCGAAAGAUCCGAAACGACGACAAGAUGUUCCCCGUGUUCAAGUGCAAGACCAUGAACAUGAUGCACAUCGCCAAGAAGCUGUCGCCGCACCUCAAGAAGCUCUCGGACCUCGUGGAGAGCGGCGGCGGCGCCCCCGGCGAGGAGGUCGACACCGAAGCGAGCAGCAGCGACGAUGAAGAACCUCGACGAACGGCCGGGUCGAAGAAGAGGGGCGCAUCAGGGUCGAAGUCGAAACCCACGGCUAAGGGUGGGGCAACCCCAAAGGGGCGACCAAAGGCCGGCGCGGGGGGGGGGUCCGCGAAGGGAAAGAAGGGAAAGAAGGGGGGGGGCGGCAAGGGGGAGAGCGAAGUGGCGGCGAAGAAGACGCGGAAACCUUCCACGGUAAUGUGGCGGGUGAGCGACGAGCUCGCGGCCGUGGUGGGGUCGAAGGACGCGACGGUGGACACGAUCAGAAGCGGCGUGCACCAGUACAUCAAGGAGCACAACCUACAGUCGGACAGGCGCGUUCCCUCGGAGAUGCUCUCCGUGAGAAAUCGGACCUGA
Messenger RNA from Ectocarpus siliculosus, 768 nucleotides. The record is from the annotation of a GenBank genome assembly. NCBI's taxonomy places the organism in Eukaryota, Phaeophyceae, Ectocarpales, Ectocarpaceae.